AUGUUCCAACAAGACAAAAUUUUGAAGUAAAUCAAUUAUUCUAAAGUUGAUUAUUAGCUUUAAGGCUUAAAUUAGUAUUAUUUUACUUUUAACAAAUUAAUUUCCAGGUUAAAAAUGUCUGAAGACAGCUUGGUGAAUCGUGCGAAGGAAGUCCAGAAGCAACUUCAAGGUUUAAAUCAAAAAGUUCAAGAUGAGACGGCUAAACUAGGACAGGUAAAGGUUUUUUUUCUUUAUUGUUCUUGGUUUUUUAGGGGUGAUUUUGGUUACUGGAAGAUGAUUUCGGCCGUAUUCUAAUGAAGAACAUUAAAAUUUGACGUGGUUUUGCCCUUGUUAUAGACUUUUGGCCAAAAACAAAACUUACCGCCAAAUUUUCAGUCCGAAACAGCUCCAACAGCUUCAGAUGCAUCUUCAGCACGUGCCGAACCAGUUGGCCGACAAAAGAUUGCUGAGAUGUCUGAUGAAGUUGUGGAUUCAAACCCAUACAGUCGAUUGAUGGCAUUGAAGAGGAUGGGCGUUGUGAAGAACUAUGAGAACAUUCGAAAGAAGUCGAUUGCUGUGGUUGGAGUAGGUGGUGUUGGGUCUGUCGUGGCUGAGAUGUUAACUCGUUGUGGUAUUGGAAAGUUGAUUUUGUUUGAUUAUGAUAAGGUAGAGUUGGCCAACAUGAACAGGUUGUUCUACAAGCCAGAUCAAAGUGGGUUGAGCAAAGUCGAGGCGGCCAAGGAGACAUUAAUGUGAGUGGUUUUGUUAUUUAAAAAAACAUCAAUUGCAAUGACAAAAGUUGUUUUAAAAGUGCGAUUUGAUACCUACUUCCAAUGUUUUUUGAACUUCAAAGAAAUCCUAAAAUGAAAUUUAAAUAUUCAGUAAGAUCAACCCAGAUGUAGAAUUCGAGACCCAUAACAUGAAUAUUACGACUAUGGCCAACUUCAAGGUGCUAAUGGAGAGGAUUCAGCACGGUUCACUAACUGAUGGUCCAGUUGAUCUUGUGUUGAGCUGUGUGGACAACUUUGAAGCCCGAAUGACCAUAAACACAGCUUGUAACGAAAUUGGCCAAACAUGGAUUGAAUCUGGAGUUAGUGAGAAUGCCGUCAGUGGUCAUAUUCAGUACAUUCAGCCUGGUAAAACACCUUGCUUUGCGGUAAGUGAGCUAUGAUAUGAUUAGCAAAACGAAAAAAGUGAAAUUUAAAGUUUAUUAUCACUAUGAUUGGAUACAAAAAAUGUUUUUUUUUGUUUAAAAGCUUGUGCUCGAUUAAAAAAUUAUAUUUUAAAUAUUUCAGUGUUCUCCGCCACUAAUCGUAGCGUCAGGCAUUGAUGAAAAGACACUGAAGAAAGACGGUGUAUGUGCAGCGUCACUACCAACUACCAUGGCCAUUAUUGCCGGUCUUCUAGUACAAAACGCCCUCAAAUACCUACUAGAAUUUGGAGAAGUGUCAGUAUUUCUUUGUUAUUCAGCUAUAGAAGAUUUCUUCCCCAGAACCGACCUAAAACCCAAUCCACAUUGCACGGAGAAUCAUUGUCGACAACAACAGAAAAAGUACCAGGAAUGGCUGGCUACACAAGCCCCAAAAGAAGUGGAACAGAAGGUCGAAGAGGUUGUACAUGAAGAAGAUUGGGGAAUCGAAGUCGUCGAGGAGUUUGCUCCAGAAGACAAACGGACAGAAGUUGCGACGGGCAUCAGGCUACAAUACGAAGCUGGAGAUCAUCAAGAACCGGAAUUUGUGGAAGAAGAAGAGCAGGAAGAUCCAGAAGAAGCCAAAGCCAACUUGGCCAAGUUGAUGGCACAGCUAAAGGCUUCGAAAAAGGAUUAG
Molecule: messenger RNA, 1805 nt
Organism: Bursaphelenchus okinawaensis
Lineage: Eukaryota; Metazoa; Nematoda; Chromadorea; Rhabditida; Aphelenchoididae
Source: the annotation of a GenBank genome assembly